AUAAAUGUUUGCUUUGUCGUGAUGCCACUCAGCAGAUCCAUGCCUCUUAUUCUGAAUAACUACACUGUGUCUCGUCUUGGUCGGAAGUUAUCUGUGGAUGACCAGAAAGUGCUCGUUGCACUGCCAAGAGAUAUUAUCCCUGAACGAACUUGGGCCGAGGUCCUACAGAAAGAGGACACAGAGCUGAUGGUCCUCGAGAUGCGGGAAGAGAUCGUCGAGGAAGCGAUUAAGAUCGGCUACGGGAGGUACAUGGAGCGCCAAACGGCGCCUUUCACCGCUCACUGCGCCGCUCAAGCCUGGCUUAAACUAAUAGAUUGGCACUUCUACAAACACGACCCAGGCGAAGAUCCUUCCGCCUACCCUCCCUGCUUCAUCCCAAAGCGCGUGGAAUCCUGGACUCCAGACGUGAUGCCAUUGCCCUCCCCCAAGGAUGCCUGGGGCCGGAUGAAUCUGAACGUGGUGGAGGAGGUCGUCGAGGAGACGCUGAGGAAGUGGCCGAGCUCGCAGUCCGUAGACUUGCCCGUGGUGGACGAAAUUCCGCCAGAGUGCCGGUUUCCGGGUAAAGUGAUGCUGCCAGGUUACAUGGACGAUGAAAGUUACGAUUAUGACAGCAUUACGUUUGACGAGAGCGUUUCUUCGGAUAUGGCCACCGACAGUGAGCUUCUGCAAAAGGUCACAAACUACACUCCAGCAGAGACUUCCAACAAGGAGUCAAUGACCAUAACGACAUUCGGAUCCCAAAAGGGAACAACCACGGAAACUACAGAGGCAUUAAGCUCUCUCCACGGAGGGGGGGACUCGGCCACACAUCACAAAAUACGAUCCCACUCAAACAAGAGCAAGAUCCUUACCCGAUCCAGCAUGCUGGGCAGGUCCAAAAACUCUCUGCCUCCUCUCCAAUCCGACUCGCGAUCAAAAGCAUCUGUCAUCUCAGACUGUCGGCUGAGAAGCCUCAGACUGGACACUCAAUACGAGAUAUCUUCAGAGAAGAUAGAUUCUGCGCCGAAAGUUAAUGUCAAGAAAAAGUGACAUGUUGGAUAU
Molecule: messenger RNA, 1041 nt
Organism: Cydia strobilella
Lineage: Eukaryota; Metazoa; Arthropoda; Insecta; Lepidoptera; Tortricidae
Exons: 8
Coding region: 22-1029 (335 amino acids)
Source: RefSeq, a predicted model, not a curated record